Messenger RNA from Camelina sativa (false flax), 552 nucleotides. RefSeq lists its product as uncharacterized. NCBI's taxonomy places the organism in Eukaryota, Viridiplantae, Streptophyta, Magnoliopsida, Brassicales, Brassicaceae. The record is from RefSeq and is a predicted model, not a curated record.
AAUAUUUUAUUUAGAUAUCUUUGUUGGAGAAAGUGGUCGUGUAGUUGGUUUGGCUACUCGCUAUAUAAACGGAGCUGGUCUCUCUUGGCUUAUGCAAAUACAAACAUAAUACAAAACAUCACACGAUAUGGGGCGUCUCGUGAAUGGAGCUAGUCUUUUGGCUUUGUUAUGGUUCAAUGUUUUUGUGGUGAAGUAUGUUGCUGCGAGAGGUGUGACCUUCAACAAAGAUGAAGAGGAGAAGACCUUUGUAGGAGGCGGAAAGAGCUUUGGAGGUGGUUUUGGUGGUUGGCACGGUGCGGGAUUUGGCAAAGGAGGUGGCAUUGGUAAAGGUGGAGGCCUUUUUGGCCACGGAAUAGGCAAAGUCGGUGGUUUUGGAGGUGGCAUUGGAAAAGGCGGAAUAGGCAAAGGCGGUGGUUUUGGAGGUGGCAUUGGUAAAGUUGGCGGCAUCGGGAAAGGCGUUGGAAUUGGUAAAGGAUGGGGAUUUGGCGGUGGCUGGAUUGGACACCAUCACUGAGCUAAAUGAGAAGAAAGAUGUAGUUGCAGUGCAUGAAU